This is a messenger RNA of Blastomyces gilchristii SLH14081, 2783 nucleotides long. Its product is annotated as CRAL/TRIO domain-containing protein. Bases 366 to 2243 code for a protein of 625 amino acids. Lineage: Eukaryota; Fungi; Ascomycota; Eurotiomycetes; Onygenales; Ajellomycetaceae. The record is from RefSeq and is a predicted model, not a curated record. The transcript has 4 exons.
GCCGACACGACAUGGCCUUGAGGCCGACGAACAAACGAACUUCCAAUAUAGUUCCAUUGGCUAGGUAGGAUCUAGUUUUCAACACGCUCCUUGAAACCUCCCCGGAUUUUCAUCGCCAUCUGCCCCGCAUCGCGCUACUCUCCGUGUUGUGCUGCCAUCUGCGCCGAAGCCCUCUCUAGCUGGGAUCUGUAUCCGGCGCAACCGAGGGCGAGGGACUGAAGUGCCAGGCAAGGGGACGGACGAGCCUGUGGCAGGUGCUUGUCGCUCGCUGAACUUUUCGCCCAGCAGACCAAAAUAUAAGCUUCGCUGUCUUCGAUCUGCUGCUGCCCCCUUUACAAUAAUAAUACUGCCACAAUAAUAUAUAUAUGUGGGCGGCCUUCCACCGCCGCGUUUCACCCUCAUCUCUCAACUUCGUCUCUGUACGGUUGACUGAACAACGUGCGCAUUCCGGAUUUCGAGGGUGGUCGUCACCACGCGAUCCCCCCCCAACCAGACAUAACUGCUCCGGAUUCCCUGAUCAAUAUCCAUCUUCCUGUACGAAAUACGCUUCGUCGUUCUGGACAUUCGCUGUUUCCGCUGUUGUUGUAUUCGGCGGUUUAGGCUUGCGACAUAUUUAUUGGGCGCCCGACAAAGCCAGCAUCACGACUAGGAUCUCACCGGUUCCAGGGCAUUUCAACUCUGAGGACAAAGAAGCAGCAGGGGCAGAAAAAUACGAAAUGGCAACAGAUCCAGCGCUCAGCGGGCGGCUUGGCCACCUUACAGAGCAGGAGGAGGCGAAACUCCGGGAGCUUUGGGCGCUCCUGUUCAAGAUAUUCAAAAUUGGCCAGGCUGAGGGAACUGAGUUGGCGGAUAGUUUAUCAUCGCUCCAGAAAACUCAAAGUACAACUGCGAACACGACAGAUGCCGCCUCCGUGACGUCAAAGAAGAAGACAACCACAAGGAAACGAUUUGGCUUCUUCAGCAAGUAUAAUGAGACUGUGGAAGAGAAAGAAGAAAAUUCGACUGCCAAUGGCCACGCUGUAGCUAGUCAGAUGAAGCUGUCGGAUGAUGACGAUAAAUAUGGACUAAACAAGGAGUUCUUGACUGCUUUAUCCAGCCAAUCGCCUGAGGAGCUACGGAUGGCGUUCUGGAAUGUGAUUAAACAUGAUAACCCGGAUUCGCUCUUGCUUCGAUUCCUGCGGGCCAGGAAGUGGGAUGUUCACAAGGCCCUGGUGAUGUUGGUAUCUACUCUAAAAUGGAGGUCCCAGGAGUGGAAGGUGGACGAUGAGAUCGUGUUUAAGGGCGAGGCUGCUUUCCAUGAGAAUAGCAAGAGUGACGACCCUACCAAGAAGAAGGAGGGCGAGGAUCUGCUCCAUAUGCUUCGAAUUGGUGAGGCCUAUUGCCGUGGCAAGGAUAAGCUAGGCAGGCCGAUUUGCUAUAUCAAUGUCCGGCUGCACCGUAUCGGCGCUUACUGCCAAUCCGCUAUCGAGAAAAACAUCAUCUUUCAGAUCGAGACUUCUCGCUUAAUGUUGGACUCUAGAAUAGACACUGCUGUUAUUGUUUUCGAUAUGACCGACUUUGGGCUGGCGAAUAUGGACUAUAUACCUGUUAAAUUCAUCAUUAAAUGUUUCGAAGCCAACUACCCUGAAAGUCUUGGUGCGAUUCUUGUUCACAAAGCACCAUGGAUAUUCUCUGGCUUCUGGACAAUCAUCAAGGGCUGGCUGGAUCCCGUAGUAGCUUCGAAAGUCCACUUCACGUCGAACUAUCAAGAACUAGAAAAUUUCAUCGCCAAGGAAGCUAUUCCCGUAGGGCUUGGGGGCAGUGACGACUACGCGUACGAGUACAUAGAGCCCAAGGCAGGGGAAAAUGACCUAAUGAAAGACACCAUUAAAGCCGCGACACUCAAGGAAGAAAAACUUAAGAUGAUUGAUGAGUAUCAAAAGGCGACGCGAGAAUGGAUAGACACCGCCUCUACCGCUGCGGAUAAGGGCGAGGAGAUUAACAAGCAGAGACAAGAUAUCGCCUCGCGGCUAAGUGAAUUCUACUGGAAGCUUGAUCCAUACAUCCGAGCGCGCUCCAUUUACGACCGUAUCAGAGAUGCUGAGGAAGCUAUCGCUACAUCCACCGCAAUUACGAUCCCGAAACCUGAAGAGGUCACAGUGAAGGAUCAAGGUGCACUGUCAGAAAAGGGUGCUACGGGCGAUCCGAAACCGCAGAGCCAGGUGGUGGAAACCACGGCUGUGGCUGCGGCUGCUGCUAGCUAGAAUUGCUUCUUUUUGCUUUUUUCCCCCCUUCUCUUUGUCCUUUUUUUUAAAGUUCAGUUCUCCAAGGCUUUUCCUGAUACGUCUUCAUGUUCAUUCUACCUUCGUUUUGCCCCGGAUUUUUCAUCCACUUUCUAGAUCUUAGUUAUUCUUUAUUAUUCUCUUAGAAACCCCUUUUGCCACGUCUAUCUGAUGUUCGAUGGGAGUCAUGCCUCAUUAUUUUUUAUGGCCAACUCUUUUGUAUCCUUACUGUUUUCCGCCUGUUUUUAUUUAUCUUCUCCAUGUGGAUAUCAAAAAGCAACUGCUAAAAUAACACAGUGGAUUGGCGCGCUCUCACGGGCUCGCAUACGCAAAUCUUAUGUACGUUUUUAUGAAUGAAUGCAGCAACCGAUAAAUAAAAGAAGAAAAAGAAAAUGCAUAUACACAUCAGUUUUCAAGCAACCAGGCCAUCUCAAAUAAUACAGUUACGGCUAAUCCCACCCAUUUUAACCCAUUUUUUGCCCACUUAUAAACCGAGUGCUACAUAUCAGACAACUGUGAAAC